This is a messenger RNA of Jaculus jaculus (lesser Egyptian jerboa), 7505 nucleotides long. It is a transcript of the gene Maml2, whose product is annotated as mastermind like transcriptional coactivator 2. NCBI's taxonomy places the organism in Eukaryota, Metazoa, Chordata, Mammalia, Rodentia, Dipodidae. The transcript has 5 exons. The record is from RefSeq and is a predicted model, not a curated record. Gene Ontology annotation, cellular component: nuclear speck; nucleoplasm. Gene Ontology annotation, biological process: Notch signaling pathway; positive regulation of transcription of Notch receptor target. Gene Ontology annotation, molecular function: transcription coactivator activity. The coding region runs from base 1360 to 4737 and encodes 1125 amino acids.
CUCUCUUUCUCUCUCUCUCUCUCUCUCUCUCUCUCCCUCGCUGUCUCACUCUCUCUCUUUCUCUCCCUCUCCUAUCGCAGCACAAUGAAAGCCUGUGUAUCUCCGUGACUCCGGGCGGGAGCCAGUGUCAGCAAAGCCGCUAACAACAGACCAGAAAGAGAAAGGAAAAUACAAGCUACUUUUCUUCUUUUUUUUUUUCCUUCCAUCUAUAAAGCGGAGCAAUACAAGAGAUAGAACCACAUUGCUUAUUGCAAGUCCAGACCCUCAGAGCCACUGACCGGGGAUGGAAUGUACAAAAGUGGACAGGAAAGUGGCUGGACAUGAUUCGGUGCAAUUUUCUGGAAGUUUGUAAGUUUGACCAUCGUUUGUAAAUUACUCUCGGAAGAGUUUGUCUCUCUUGAUGCUGUAUUAGAAUAGAGCCUGGGGUGAGGGAUAGAAACGUAAGCGGGAAAGAAAAAAAAUGUGUUGAAGGAGCUCUCUCAGUAGCUAGCCACUUCAGAUUUCUUUCAUUUAAGACUAAGAAACAUUAGAGGGAUGAGGAUUUUACCGGGGAUUGGAUUAGCUGAAGAGAAGAGCAUGGUACCAAAGUCCAAUUACUGACAUUGUUAACGAUUGAAAAGCUGUCUCCUUUGGGGAGAAGACAACAUCCUACUGUUACCUCGGCCCCAGGAGAAGAAAACACGAGAGUGAAGAGAAAGGGAAGAAAAAAAUCAAAAGUCAAGACAGUCUCCCUUAAUUUUGCACAUUUUGAACAUUGACUUCAAAAGCAUUCUUAAACAGUAUUGGUUAUUUAUAUUUUAACCUAAGUAAAAAGUCAAGGCUGCCUGUUUCAUAGACCAUGUUGGAAAUGUGUUUCUCUGCAGAAACACCCCCAUAAAUAAUUUUCUGAAGCACUCAGAUGAGGGGGAGUCCAGAUCUCUACUAAUCCUCCUCUCAGUUUCUUUUGCUAUGCAUUUCUGUCUCUUGCCUGACAAUCCCUGAAUUCUUAACUAACCCCUAGACCCUGUGUUUACAAAGUACCUGGAGGCUCUCAUCAGCCCAGCCCAGUGGGAGAAAACAAAUCCACCAACUCUGCCCAACUUCCAGAGCUGUCAAAUGCAAUUAGAGUAAGUUGAUCAGGGUUUGUUUCCAACUUAGUCUCUCCAAUUGGUUGCUAUUCUUUAUCUGAACCCUCGUUUUACUAACUCCCAUCCCCCAUAACUUCUCUUCUGCUCCCCCUACCCCAACCUCUGAAGACCUCUAUUCAUGUGGCCCUGAACACUGAGCUCACAUUGUCAAAACCAGAUUUGCCCUGCGAUAGCCAGCAGUGGCCUCUUCCACCUCACCAUCCUAGAGGCUGAAAUCAUUGUGUCCAGUAAGAUGGGGGACACAGCGCCCCCGCAGGCCCCCGCAGGAGGGCUGGGGGGGGCCUCUGGGGCGGGGCUCCUUGGAGGGGGCUCAGUCACCCCGAGAGUGCACAGUGCUAUAGUGGAACGCCUGCGGGCACGGAUUGCGGUCUGUCGCCAGCACCACCUGAGCUGUGAAGGACGCUAUGAACGUGGUCGGGCCGAGAGCUCAGACCGAGAACGCGAGAGCACCUUGCAGCUCCUCAGCCUGGUCCAGCAUGGCCAAGGGGCAAGGAAGCCUGGCAAGCAUGCCAAGGCCACAGCCACCGCUGCCACCACUCCAGCCCCUCCACCAACCUCUGCUGCCCCUCCUACUACCUCCCAAGCAGCAGCAACAGUAGCCCCACCGCCCCCACCAGACUAUCACCACCAUCACCUGCUGAACAGUAGCAACGGUGGCAGUGGUGGGAUAAACGGGGAACAGCAGCCACCAGCCUCAGCCCCAGGGGACCAGCGGAACUCAGCCCUGAUUGCGCUGCAAGGUUCCUUAAAAAGAAAACAGGUAGUUAACCUGUCUCCUGCCAACAGCAAGAGGCCCAAUGGCUUUAUUGACAACUCGUUUCUUGAUAUCAAACGGAUCCGUGUUGGGGAGAACCUUACUACAGGUCAAGGCAGCCUGCAAGUAAAUAAUGGACAAAGUCAGAUUAUGCCAGGAGCCUUGCCCAUGAGCCAAGCACCCCUGAGAAAAGCUAACCCUAUGCCACCCUCUGCACAUUCUCCUGGCAAUGGUCUGUUUAACAUGGGCUUGAAGGAGGUGAAGAAGGAACCAGGAGAGACCCUGUCUUGCAGUAAGCACAUAGAUGGCCAAGUGACCCAGGAGAGUAUUUUCACUAAUAGGUAUGGAGAGGACUCCGGAGAGCAGCUGAUGGACCCUGAGCUUCAGGAACUGUUUAAUGAACUAACCAACAUAUCUGUGCCUCCCAUGAGUGACCUUGAGCUGGAGAACAUGAUCAAUGCCACCAUUAAGCAGGAUGACCCAUUCACCAUAGACUUAGGUCAGCAAAGCCAGAGGAGCACUCCCAGGCCCCCUGUGCCCAUGGAGAAGAUUGUGAUCAAAAGCGAAUUCUCACCUGGCAUGACACCAGGCCCCUCAGGCUCUCCACAGCUGAGGCCUCCAUCAGCUGGUCCUGCAUUCUCCAUGGCCAACCCUGCCCUCUCCACCUCAUCCCCCAUCCCUACAGUCCCUCAGGGCCAGGCUCAGCCUCAGACAGUGUCAGGAGGAGCAAGCCGGGCCCUGCCAAGCUGGCAAGAGGUAUCCCAUGCCCAACAGCUCAAACAGAUAGCUGCCAACCGCCAACAGCAUGCCCGGAUGCAGCAGCAGCAGCAGCACCAACCUCCCAAUUGGUCAGCCUUAGCAUCUUCCACUGGACCAUCCCCAGGGCCAUUUGCACAGGACAAAAUCCCUAGUCCUUCUUUUGGCCAACAGCCAUUCAGCCCCCAGGGAUCCCCUAUGCCCGGGGUAGCUGGCAGUAGCAACCAGUCAAAAGGAAUGGCCAACUACAUGUAUAAGGCUAGCCCCUCGGCCCAGGCUGGGCAUCUGGAUGUGCUCUUGCAGCAAAAGACUCAGGAUCUCACUCGAAGUUUUAUUAACAACCCACACCCAUCCUUGGAGGCUCGGCAUGGCAACACCAAGCCACUGUUCCAUUUUAACUCAGACCAAGCAAACCAGCAGAUGCCUUCUGUUUUGCCUUCCCAAAACAAGCCUUCCCUCUUACACUAUACCCAGCAGCAGCAACAGCAGAGCUCAAUAGUAGCUCAGCAGCAGCAGCAGCAACAACAGCAGCAGCAGCAGCAGCAGGGCUCAGUGGCAGCUCAGCAGCAGCAGCAGCAACAGCAGAACUCCAUUACCACGCAGCAGCAACAGCAGCAGCAGCAAACACCACCCCAGCCCACCCAGCCUUUAUCAAGCCAGCCUCUGCUAAGGUCUCCCUUGCCACUUCAGCAAAAGAUCCUGCUUCAGAAAAUGCAGAAUCAGUCCAUCGCAAGCCUGGGUUAUCAAGUCUCUCAGCAGCACCGACAGGACCAACACUCUGUGGUAGGCCAGAACACAGGCCCCAGCCCAAGUUCCAACUCCUGUUCAAAUCCAAACACUGGAAGUGGUUUCGUGAACUCCCAGCAGUCCCUGCUGAGUCAGCAGCUGCUGGGAAAGAAGCAGACCCUCCAGAGACAGAUCAUGGAGCAGAAACAGCAGCUUCUCCUGCAGCAGCAAAUGCUGGCUGACACGGAGAAAAUUGUUUCACAAGAUCAAAUAAACCGACAUUUGACAAGACCACCCCCAGAUUACAAAGACCAAAGGAGAAAUAUGGGCAAUGUACAGCCAGCUGCUCAGUAUGCUGGUGGCUCAUCUGCAGUGAGUUUAAACUCUAGCCAGGCUUUGACAAACCCAGUUUCAACACAUACCAUUUUAACUCCAAAUACCAGCCUCAUGUCUACAUCGCAUGGGACAAGAAUGCCAUCGUUAUCCACAGCCGUGCAAAACAUAGGGAUGUAUGGAAAUCUGCCUUGUAGUCAGCCCGGCACAUACAGUAUCACUUCACCCAUGAGCCAACUGACCCAACAGAGAAAUACCAACCAACUGAUAACCAGUCAAAACAACCCUCUGAUGCCCCGGCCAUCUUCCUUAGGGCCAAAUAACAAUAGCAAUGUGGCCACUUUUGGAGCUGGAUCUGUUGGCAAUUCACAACAAUUAAGACCAAAUUUAACCCACAGUAUGUCAGGCAUGCCAACACAGAGGUCAUCCAAUGUCAUGAUUACUCCCAACACAACAGCACCAACCUGGGGUUCUCAAGAAGUAACCACCAAACAGCAGGAAGCCCUGAAGUCCACAGGAGUCCGCUUCCCUGCAGGUACUCCUGCAACAUAUACCCCAAACCAGUCCCUGCAACCUACUGUGGGGAGCCAACAAUUUUCCCAGAGGGCAGUGGUGCCCACUACCCAGUUAACACCAGCAGUUCAGAUGAGACCUAUGAACCAGAUGAACCAGACAUUAAAUGGACAAAACCUGGGUCCUCUCAGGGGUCUAAACCUCAGGCCCAGUCAGCUCAGCACAGAAAUUUUGUCUAGUCUGAACCCGACAGGACCAGGGUUGAAUCAAUCAAGGACAGGUGUCAGCCAGCCGCCAUCCCUGACACCCAAUAGUUUUCCUUCAUCCAACCAAAGUUCCCAGGCUUUUCAAGGGACUGAUCAAGGCAGUGAUUUAGCGUUUGACUUUCUUGGCCAGCAGACCGAAAGCAUGGGCCCUGUCCUGAACAGCGACGCGGACUUCAUUGAUUCCUUGUUGAAGACAGAGCCUGGCAACGAUGACUGGAUGAAAGACAUCAAUCUCGAUGAAAUCUUGGGAAACAACUCCUAAGGACAGAGGGAAGACAGUUUGCAGACCUCAGGCACUCAGAGGCAGAAUUUACAAGGCACUGUAAAUGCCAAACUAUUGACUUCCUGGACUGCACAAAGAUAUGAUGACUUCAAAAUGGAAAGCAGGACGCAGCAGCAGUGGUGAACAUGCUCCUUUAAAAUCUCCAACCUGAAAGUAAAGAUAUUAGGAUCAUUUUUCCCUGCCGAAACUUCAGAACUUAUUAUCCAACUCAUCCCAGCAGAACUAUGAUGUUGCCGGAUAAUUAAUUAUGUAAAGCAGACAUCCUGAGUUCCUUUCUCACUGAAGGAAAUGUCAUGGAAUUUGUAGCUGUUCAAACUCUGUAUCAUGAGGAGGCACUUGUUCCAAGCAACAAGCAACAAAUUCCAUAAUCUGCUCUAGUAGAUAUGUGUGGUUUGAUUUCUCCACUGUCUUUCCAUUUAGUUUCCCUAAAGCUUGCAGAAAAGAUUGAAAAGUCAUAGGUUUCUUUGGAGUACUUCAACAGUAUGUUAAAUAAGAGAAAGCCAGAGACCCUAGAAACCAUCAAGUAAAUUAGAGAAUUUCUCCCCUUGAUUCAUCCAUGAUUUUUACAAUUUUCCCACGUAUCCUACACUUUAUUCGGAUGCUGUGCCUAGUAAUGGAACACCAAUGCAAACCUGUGUUACCUGAUCAGGACUUCCACAACAAACUUCCCAAUCACUUCCUAACCAAGUUUUAGAUGUAACCCAGACCCAUCCCAAUCAUAGUGAGACAUCAGAACACAACUGUCUGCAUCAGAUCGCACUUGGAAGGGAAUAAAGGACAUUGCCAUACAGGAGUUGAUGAGGCCACAGCUAACCUGAUAUAUUCUAAGUGUGAUUGGUGCCCACUAGUUUGUUCCCAAGUAGAGUGAAACUGUGCCUGGUCCUCCUGUUAUAUCAGUGAUUAGAGGUUGAUUUGUAAGAAAAUAAAACUUGGAAUCCAAAAGUAAGUUUAGAGAGCAUCAUGUUUUGAUUUGAGGGAAGAAGAGGAGGGGAAGAUAUGUGUGAGAACACAAGUAUUUCAUAGAGUUUAGAGGAAAGCAUAGUUGGGAAAGACAAUAAUACAGCCUUCUUUGAACAUGUGAUAUGGACUUGGGUGAGCAGCUGAAUAAGAAUGUGCCAUCUAUGUAUUCUUUUCUAGAUGGGAUAAUACCUUUCCAGGCACUGCACAAGCUCUUCCUGCCCAUGUCUAAGCACUGUAUCAUAGAACGGUAUUUUGUGGCUGGGCCAUUGACUCUCAGUAUCCACACACACAUGAACCGUAAAGUGGAGAAGAUGCGCAAAUUUGGGUGAAUACAAUAUAUCCCUAUCAUUUUCCUAAUUCUAUAGGCACAAAGGUUACUCUCAACCUUUGAGUUAUGUAUUCACACAUUUAAAUACCAUGUGUGGUUUAAUGAAGUCAUUUAGAUGCCACGUCUUUCCAUAUUUGUUCAAGAAAAUGCUGUGAAAGUUUUGCAAAGCUUUCUUCGGAUCUUUAACCUAUUUCCAGGCAUUUCUUUCCUUUCCACAGCACCAAUAUCACUGGCCCAGAAUCUUUUCUGUGGUAAUCUGUAAAUAUAAAUAACUUGUUUUGUAAACUUUUGUAAAGAAUAUUUUGGUAGAAAUACUUAAAACAUAUUCUUUGGGUUAUAUUUAUACAUAUGUGAAAUAAAUAUACUAUCAAAAGGUUAUAUUUUAUACAAAAAGUAAAUUGUUACCUUUUGUAUGCUAAUAUACAAAGUUUUGUAUAAUAUGAUGGUUUAUUUUUAGCUCUACACUUAAACCAUAGGUGGUCGAGUGGGAACUUUUAAAAACUAUCAAGAGGCUUGCUAGUCAAAUUUAUAUUCUGAAACCUCAAUAAGAAAGCAUUCCAGGUUUCAAUUCCUUCCCAUUUUUUGUUGUUAUUAUUGUUUUUUUUCCCCUUGCUCUGAAAUUCUGUGUUAAGCCCCUAGUUCUUGUGUCUUAUUUGGUUAUUCUGCAGUAUACAUUGUAUUAGUCCUUUUGCAUUGCAUGUGGUCUAUUGUGUGCUUUCCCAUUUUUAUAAGGCAAUGUUUCUUCAUACAAACAGAAAGAAAAGUAAUGUACAUAUAAACAUGUCUGUUUUAUGGCUCCUCCAGGUUCCUGUAUAUAUCUGCCAGCACUCCUCAGUUAUAGUCCUGUAAUUCAGUUUAUUUUUAUCCUAACACAAAUAGUAUGUUUUGUCAUAGCUAUCCAAUUUAAGAGACAAAGCAAUCAGAAUGUUUGAAUUUUCUUCUAUCUUAAUGUGAAUUUCAUAAUUAAUGUCUAUUUAUUCAGCUAUUCAUUAAAAUACAGGAUUCUUUGGAAAAAAUUGGUGUAAUCUAUAGUUUCUGUUUGUUGGCAGCCUGUUACCAAAGAUGAUAUAAUUUUCUUGAAAGCUGAGAUAAUGACAAUUUGAUGGACAUAGUUAAUCAGAGCCUUAGGACUCACAAUGUAAAAGAGCUAGUGGGAUACAACCCCCAGUUAUAGAAGAGACUACUUAGUUGUUGACAUUGUUUAUCAACCUGACAUAUAAUAUAGAAGGUAGAAAUAAUUUUCUUUUUUUUAACUCAAAGACUAGAAAUCAAUGUAAGCAAAUAAUUCUUUCUUGGCUUUGUGAUAAGCCAAUGAAGUCAAGUAACUAUGCUCUAAGUGAAUGCACUAGUAUAACUUACAUUACUGUAACUGUACUCAGAACUGUAAAGGUUGCAACCUGUAAAACAAGUAUUUUGUAUUGUGUGUAAUUCCGUGUGUUAAAAAAUAGUUUUAAAAAUU